Messenger RNA from Triticum aestivum (bread wheat), 2299 nucleotides. RefSeq names its product type I inositol polyphosphate 5-phosphatase 8. Gene Ontology annotation, biological process: phosphatidylinositol dephosphorylation. The transcript is spliced from 10 exons. Gene Ontology annotation, molecular function: phosphatidylinositol-3,4,5-trisphosphate 5-phosphatase activity; phosphatidylinositol-4,5-bisphosphate 5-phosphatase activity; inositol-polyphosphate 5-phosphatase activity. The record is from RefSeq and is a predicted model, not a curated record. Lineage: Eukaryota; Viridiplantae; Streptophyta; Magnoliopsida; Poales; Poaceae. The coding region runs from base 215 to 1999 and encodes 594 amino acids.
CCCACCUCCCACACCUCUUCUUCCUCCUCCCCCCACCUCCCGCACCUAUAAAAUUAUCCCAGCAAACCGCCCACCUCUCCCCUCUCUCCCUCGCUCUCGCGGCACGUCAACCCCAUUAUCCUCCUUCCUCCCCCUCCCGCGGCAGAUUGCUCGAUCAAGUCAAGAUUGACGGACGCGGACAGAGCAUCCAGGAGACUGGUCGGCAGAUCGAAUCAUGGCGACGGACAAUGCAAGAAUCCCAAAGUCGUCGUCGUGGCCGAGGAGGACGAGGACGGCGGUGAGGAGAUGGCUGAGCCUCAAGAGCAACGCAGAGCCGUCCUUCCAUUCAGACUGCACCAGUGAUAGGUUUGGCAGCAGAGGGCAGGAGCAGGGGAGGCGCAAGAGCUGCUCGGACAGGGAUGGCAGCCGGCGAGAUCUGUCAGGUGAAGCAGGGUGGUUGGUGGAGGAGGGGCGCGAGAAUCUGAUGCCUCCCCACCCGCGGUAUGGGCCGGGCUCGUCGUGGCAGCCUCCCAAGGAGCUCAGGGUGCUGGUGGGGACGUGGAACGUGGGCGGCAGAGCUCCGCACCAAGGGCUCGACCUCUCCGACUGGCUCCUCGACCAACAUGCCUCUUCCUCACCUCCCCACAUCUAUGUUCUCGGCUUCCAGGAAAUAGUGCCGCUGAACGCUGGGAAUGUUCUCGGCGCGGAGGACAAGGGCCCUGCUUCCAAGUGGCUCGACCUUAUUGGGCAAGCCUUGAAUCCUUCCUCCUUGGAGAGAACCAACAGUUAUCACCACAGUCACCGGUGCACCGCUGCCGAGGAGGCGAACCCUGAAUGUAGCCAAAAGGCCAAGGUCAUCUUCUCGGACAUACCGGUGAUGGAUGAUGCAGUAUCAGAGCUUGAGGAGGAGGAGGAGGAGGGGGAGGAGGAUAGCGAGCCUUCCACGUCGAACCCAGAGUCGAGCAGCGAGGAGGAGACGAGUGAGUUUGCGACGAUGUUGCGAGAGAGGGCGAGUCAUGGAUACCGACUGGCUGCUAGCAAGCAGAUGGUGGGCAUCUUCCUCUGCGUGUGGGUCCGGGCGGAUGUUAUGCCACGUGUCACCGGGCUCAGGGUCUCUUGUGUUGGCAGGGGCAUCAUGGGGUACAUGGGAAACAAGGGGUCCAUCUCGAUCAGCCUGACGCUGCAAGGUGGCAGCUCGGAGGCGGCGUCGACGAGCCUGUGCUUCGUGUGCACGCACCUGGCGUCCGGCGAGAAGGACGGCGACGAGGUGCGCCGGAACAGUGACGUGGCCGAGAUCCUCAAGCGGACGAAGUUCCCGCGCCCCCACCGCUUCUCGAAACUGCCGGCGGCAGCACCGUCGUCGCCGGAGACCAUCUUGGAGCACGACAAGGUCAUCUGGCUGGGCGACCUGAACUACCGUCUGUCGUCGACGGGCGGCGGCGGCGGCGGCGACGGCGAGACGCGGGGGCUGCUGGAGCGGAACGAGUGGCGGGCGCUGCUGGAGCGCGACCAGCUGCGCGCGGAGCAGAGGGCCGGGCGUGUGUUCGGCGGCGGUUGGGAGGAAGGGGAGAUCCGGUUCCCUCCCACGUACAAGUACCUGGCCGAGUCCGACACCUACGCCAUGGCCGCCCUGAGCUCCUCCGCCGCCGCCGGGAGGCCGUCGCGGGAGAAGAAGAAGCGCACGCCGGCAUGGUGCGACCGCAUCCUGUGGCGCGGCGAGGGCGUGGAGCAGGCGUGGUACGAGCGCGGCGAGUCCCGGUUCUCCGACCACCGCCCCGUCAACUCCCUCUUCUCCAUCCGCCUCCACCACGCCGACGACGACGGCAGCAGCCUGCCGGCCACCGCCAAGACGUGCUGCCGGCAAGGCAGGAGGCGGCCACCCGGCAGCAGGGCGAUGACGUCGACGACGGUGCGGGAGGCGGUGACACGCGGCGGCGCGGUGAUCGAGGCGGAGGAGAUGCUCGUCGAGAGGCUCGUGCCACCGCGGGACUGCCGCUGCCUCCGGUCCUCCAGAUUUUGACACAGGUGAACAUCGACAGACAAGGACAGAAACGGCAGCAGCCUCAAAAGGUGGCCGUCCCGGCGCACGCGGCACGCCUGCCGGCCGGCUUUCUCUGAAACAGAGGCGAGGCCAGCCCGGCCGAGAGCGUAGCCUGCCCGUGGUGCGUGCGUGCACCGGCCGGCAGGUGGCGUACGUGGUCAUGAUUGCUCGCCAUUUGCAGCAAUUUUUACUCUGAGACUUGAGACUGCGAGGUGGAGGACGAGAGACAUUCUUCUCGGGAACGCGCAAGCUUUUCAGGGUGGAUGCAUGCUGCCUUCA